UUUAAAUUUGUAGUAGAUGCUAUUAUUUAACAUGAUAAAAUUUCAGUAUGACAAGUCAAUAAUGUGCAUAAAUGUACCAAUUAUUUCCUUUUUGUUAUUUCAAGAACUGAAGGUCUUUAUUUAAAUUACAGUAUUCAAUGUUAUUAAAAUACUUAACCUCUAAAAUUGCUCUAUAAUGCACUUUCGGUGUAUCAGAUUGAUUCAGCUAGUAGGGUCACAUGCGGUCAUACCGAGUAAACAGUUACCCAGGCAAAGAUUGUCCCAGAUGAAUUCUGCAAGAUCAUUAUAUUCUACAUCCAGUCUAGGAUUUAGAAAUAAACAGAAUUUAUGUAACAUGAGAUAUCAACUUCAGAAGAGCUUUAACUACACAUCAAAUGUUAUGUUCUUGUUGUUUUUUAAUAGUCUGAAAAACAUUCCAGAAGUUUUAAAGAGACACUCGGUGAAGAUUGUACAGAACUGUGUCCAAAGUUGUGAAUAUGUUUUGGCCCACAGAAUUCGGAGAAGUCAUCAAAUGCUGUGUUUGUACUCAACUCUGUGGGGUGAAAUUCCUUUGUAUCAAUUUGUUCGUAGAUUAAAAGCUCAACUUCAGAAACGUAAACAUUUGUUAUUGUUAGGUUCAGGUUUUGUUUCUGCCUAUGAUUGGAAUAAGGAACGCAUACCAGAUGAAGAUAUAUUAAAGUAUUCAGCAGAGAUGAGCCUAGUAGAGUUUUUAAGAGACAAGAGGAAAGCUUGUCUGAAAGGCAACAGCCGACCUGCUGAUUGUACCUGUUCCGUGUGCUCUGCAACUGAUUCAGAGUGGCAGUCAUUCGUAGAAGAAGAUGAUAUUGUGGUUUGGAAGAGAGAAGACAUCAAUCAUCGGGGCCAAGGUCUUUACUGUUACAAAAUGUAUGCGCGAUACGGAGAUGUGACUGCAUAUGACUUCCUGGAGGCUCAGGUGGACCUGGAGUACAGGCAGUCGUGGGACACUCAUGCGGUGGACUUGAGGCUCAUUGACUCCGAGCCAUCAACCAACAGUGACGUCAUCUACUGGGAGACCAAGUGGCCUAAACUAUUCAGCAACAGAGACUACGUGUUCAAGCGUCGCUAUAGAAUAGACAAGAAGAGGAAUCUGAUCUACUUAGUGAAUCGAAUUACAGAACAUCCAUCCUGUCCCGUGGUGCCAUCCAAGCAGAGAGUCUCUGAGUACUGGUCAUACAUGAUCAUUAAGCCACAGACUACUUUUGACAAGCCUGGUAUAGAAUUCAGUUUGACUUAUUUUGACAACCCUGGACUGAAUGUGCCUUCCUCGCUCACUUUCUGGGUGACUGUUUCAGGUAUGCCGGACUAUCUGAAGAAAUUAAGGCUGGCUGCUCUGGGCGUAGCAAAGCGGCGUGGAAAUGCGCCAAGCCCUCUAGCUAGCCGAGACAGCAGCGUAUGUGCGGUUGAAGCUGCCAUGACCCUCGCGCAUGUUCAGCAAGUCUCCUCAACCGCCACGCUACUGGAGAGCCUCAGAGCCACGCUCUUCUUGUUUUAACAGACAAUUGAGCAGUAUGAGUUGUUUCUUCUAGUCAUCAUCAAGUCAUUAUAACCCAGCAUUUAUUCAAGUUGGUGUUAAUUUCCAACAAAAAAAAUGUUCCUUACUGUAACAGUUAUUAUUCCAGAUGUACAAAAUAAACAGUCCGUGAAAUCACAUGUGAA
This is a messenger RNA of Homalodisca vitripennis (glassy-winged sharpshooter), 1677 nucleotides long. RefSeq names its product stAR-related lipid transfer protein 7, mitochondrial-like. The record is from RefSeq and is a predicted model, not a curated record. Gene Ontology annotation, molecular function: lipid binding. NCBI's taxonomy places the organism in Eukaryota, Metazoa, Arthropoda, Insecta, Hemiptera, Cicadellidae.